UGAUUGGAAAUUUUGGAGAGGGGACUAGCUGUACAGGUAGUGACAAUGAAGGUUGUAGAAGAACAGGUUCAGCCAAUGCUAUCCUAAAUCCCGUAAAAAGUGCUCGUAUGAGGACCUUAAACUCAUUUUCAUUCAAGUAUGGUAGAGUUGAAGUUAACGCUAAAGUUCCUGCUGGAGACUGGUUAUGGCCAGCAAUUUGGUUGUUACCAAGUAAAUGGGUUUAUGGAAGUUGGCCAACAUCUGGAGAAAUCGACAUGAUGGAAAGUAGAGGAAAUCGUCAGUAUUAUUCACGCAGUGGACAAAACGUUGGAACUCCAUUGGAAGCUAGUACUCUACAUUGGGGACCUAAUCCACAAAACAACAAAUUCAUGAAAACUCACUGGGAAAAGACCUCAUGGAACGGCGGAUGGGAUAAUGCUUAUCACAGAUACCAAUUGGAAUGGACGCCUGAACAUAUCAAAUUUUCUGUUGAUGAUCAAGAGGUCGGAACAGUUACACCCCCAGCUGGAGGUUUCUGGCAAUACGGCGACCUUCAACCAUCUGGAUUGCCAAACCCAUGGGCACGUGGAAGUAAGAUGGCUCCAUUUGAUGCUGAGUUUCAUAUACUGAUUAAUUUGGCCGUUGGAGGAGCCUAUUUCCCUGAUGAUGUAGAUAAUAAAUCCGGUAAAAAACCUUGGACUAGUACUCAACCUUACCGUGAAGGCAUGACUAGGUUCUGGCAGGCUAAUCAACAAUGGAAACCAACGUGGAAUUUGAAUUCAGAUGAUUCACACCUUAAAGUUGACUAUGUGAGAGUUUGGGCAUUGUAAUUAUUUAAGAAAAAAAAAUAAAAAUUAUAAAAAAACCAAUAUAAAUU
Diabrotica balteata is the source of this 856-nucleotide messenger RNA. The record is from the annotation of a GenBank genome assembly. Lineage: Eukaryota; Metazoa; Arthropoda; Insecta; Coleoptera; Chrysomelidae.